CUGUCAGGCAGCAGUCUGCAGCUGAGCAAGCCGGCUGCUGCAGAGUUAAUGUACAGUACCUCGGAGCCUGCAAGUGUCCUGAGCUACUCAGAGCUGAGGCGGCACAGCCCAGGGCAGCGGACAAGGCGGCUGCGAGGAUUCCAAAGGUUCUGCCGGAAAUUCGGUGUGGGGGAGACUCCACCUGGAGCCUGUGGCCACUCUUUGUGUUUUGAAAGCAUGCAAGGUCUGUAUAGCUUGGGCACGAGAAUCUUGUGACUGUCAGAGCAUCAGAGUAAAUGACAUCUAUUUGGGAACUGAAUUGGGGGUGAGGAGGACCGAGAGAAAAGAAAGCCAGCCGAGACAGAAAUUCUUAGACAACGUCUGCCUCGCAGCUGUGAAAUUCAUUUUCUUUCCACGGCAAAAUAUUAAAAGCUCACACGUGGUUUGGAUAAGAAAUUAGAGGGGAUUCUACAGUGAGACAAUCGAUAGCUUAGUCAUUUUACUUCAGGAGAGCAGGCAGCCUUAUUGUGGGGUUAGGCGGCUGAUGAAUUUCAUCACCACAGCGCCUUCUGAAGUCAUGAUGGGAGCCGACACUAAUCCUGUCCUGCAAAGGAGAAAUUAUUCAUUGCCUUGCUACUUGAGCAUUCGAGACCAGCAAGUCUGAGAUUUGGGGAAGAGGUUGGCUUAUGCUUUACAUGGUCUCUAGUCCCGCUACUCGGAUCUUUGUUGGACAAGUCUCAGACUCAAGGUUGUAGCACUGCGCCGAAGUGACCACACAUGAAUAUGUGCCUAAGAAAGAAGAAAAAGCAAUAUUCAUCCUUACAGGACAGCAUGGCCAAGCAGCGUGAAGUCCCUCAUUUCCCUCCUAACACUUCCUUAACAAGGAUAACAAGAAACUGUCUCUUCGCUCCUUUUUGUCCACAUUCUAUAGUCCUUUCUGCGAGGAUGCAUUAAUUCAUAUUCGAGGCAGUUGGAUUUCACCAGGACAAUUCUUGCCGUCAUUUAGGAAUUAGCCAUUGGACUGGUUAUUUUAGUGUGUGUUGACUAGUGGAAGCUACAUGGAUGGACUCAUACCUGCAGUGUUCUGUGAUGCUUCUUUCUUCAAAUCCUGGAAGGGCUUUUGUUUUUGUUAUUUGUGUUUUCUUGGGGGGGUGAUUUUUUGGGGGGGAAUUCAUUACUUGUUGCAAUAAUUGUCCAUGCCCAAUGCUCAAGCCAGAGAGUUGGGAUUCAUCUGUGAAAAUCACUACAUGUAACAUAGGAGACAAGGAAAAGCUUAAUGACGGAAGCUCUGCGAACAUGAUGCACGUGAAUACCUUCCCCUUUAGAAGGCAUUCCUGGAUAUGUUUCGAUGUGGACAAUGGCACAUCAGCGGGACGGAGUCCCUUGGAUCCCAUGACAAGCCCAGGAUCUGGGCUAAUUCUCCAAGCAAACUUUGUGCACAGCCAACGCCGGGAAUCCUUCUUGUAUCGAUCUGACAGCGAUUAUGACCUCUCUCCUAAGUCUAUGUCCAGGAACUCCUCAAUUGCCAGCGACAUACAUGGAGAUGACUUGAUUGUGACUCCAUUUGCUCAGGUCUUGGCCAGCCUGCGAACAGUACGAAACAACUUUGCUGCAUUAACCAAUUUGCAAGACCGAGCACCCAGCAAAAGAUCACCCAUGUGCAAUCAACCAUCCAUCAACAAAGCCACCAUCACAGAGGAGGCCUACCAGAAACUGGCCAGCGAGACCCUGGAGGAACUGGACUGGUGUCUGGACCAGCUAGAGACCCUGCAGACCAGGCACUCAGUCAGUGAGAUGGCCUCCAACAAGUUUAAAAGGAUGCUGAAUCGGGAGCUCACUCAUCUCUCUGAAAUGAGUCGGUCUGGGAACCAGGUGUCAGAGUACAUAUCGAACACAUUCUUAGAUAAGCAACAUGAAGUGGAAAUACCCUCUCCCACGCAGAAGGAAAAGGAGAAAAAGAAAAGGCCAAUGUCCCAGAUCAGCGGGGUCAAGAAGUUGAUGCAUAGCUCCAGCCUGACUAACUCAUGCAUCCCAAGGUUUGGGGUUAAAACAGAACAGGAGGACGUCCUGGCCAAGGAACUAGAAGAUGUGAACAAAUGGGGUCUCCAUGUUUUCAGAGUAGCGGAGCUGUCUGGUAACCGGCCUCUGACUGUUAUCAUGCACACCAUCUUCCAGGAACGAGAUUUAUUAAAAACAUUUAAAAUUCCAGUAGACACCUUAAUUACGUAUCUCAUGACACUGGAGGACCAUUAUCAUGCUGAUGUGGCCUAUCAUAACAACAUCCAUGCUGCAGACGUCGUCCAGUCUACCCACGUGCUACUGUCUACACCUGCUUUGGAGGCUGUCUUCACGGACUUGGAGAUUCUCGCGGCCAUUUUUGCCAGUGCAAUACAUGAUGUGGAUCAUCCCGGUGUGUCAAACCAAUUUCUGAUCAACACAAACUCAGAACUUGCCUUGAUGUACAACGACUCCUCGGUCUUAGAGAAUCAUCAUCUAGCUGUAGGCUUUAAGUUGCUCCAAGAAGAAAACUGUGACAUUUUCCAGAAUCUGACCAAAAAACAAAGACAAUCUUUAAGGAAAAUGGUCAUUGACAUUGUACUUGCGACGGACAUGUCAAAGCACAUGAACCUGCUGGCUGAUUUGAAAACGAUGGUGGAAACUAAGAAGGUGACCAGCUCUGGCGUCCUCCUCCUUGACAACUAUUCCGACAGGAUCCAGGUCCUCCAGAAUAUGGUGCACUGUGCAGACCUCAGCAAUCCCACGAAGCCUCUGCAGUUGUAUCGCCAGUGGACAGACCGGAUAAUGGAGGAGUUCUUCCGACAGGGGGACCGGGAGCGGGAGCGCGGCAUGGAGAUAAGUCCCAUGUGUGACAAGCACAACGCCUCUGUGGAAAAAUCACAGGUGGGCUUCAUAGACUAUAUUGUUCAUCCACUCUGGGAGACGUGGGCAGACCUCGUACACCCUGACGCCCAGGACAUCUUGGACACUUUGGAGGACAAUCGUGAGUGGUACCAGAGCACAAUCCCUCAGAGCCCCUCCCCUGCACCCGAUGACCAAGAGGAGGGCCGGCAGGGCCAAACUGAAAAAUUCCAGUUUGAACUAACCUUAGAGGAAGACGGCGAGUCAGACACGGAGAAGGACAGCGGAAGUCAAGUGGAGGAAGACACUAGCUGCAGCGACUCCAAGACGCUAUGUACUCAAGACUCGGAGUCCACGGAAAUUCCCCUUGACGAGCAGGUUGAGGAGGAGGCUGUAGCCGAAGAAGAGGGAAACCAGCCCGAAACUUGUGUCAUAGAUGAUUGUUGUCCUGACACGUAACAGUGUAAAGACUGUCACACUUUUUUUUUUUUUUUUAAGUAGAGAAAAAUGUUUCCAAAGUGCAUGUCUCAUGCCACAACCAUGGUCACACCUCACUAUCAUCUGCCAGGACGUUUGUUGAACAAAACUGACCUUGAACUACUCAGUCUGGCGCUCAGGAAUACCGUAAUCAGUUCUUUCGACUCCAUGUCAUCGGAGCAAGGGGGAACGUCACCACAAACAUGAUUUUGACAUGAUUUCCGCUUGGCAGAGCUGACAAAGCAGAUAAAAAUCAACUCCAACUGUUUUCAAGGGAGCUUGGCUCAUCGGGCUGCCCAAAAGUAGAUUGGAUUGCAGGAUUCCUUUCUUGUUUAAAAGU
Phodopus roborovskii (desert hamster) is the source of this 3655-nucleotide messenger RNA. It is a transcript of the gene Pde4d, whose product is annotated as phosphodiesterase 4D. The record is from RefSeq and is a predicted model, not a curated record. NCBI's taxonomy places the organism in Eukaryota, Metazoa, Chordata, Mammalia, Rodentia, Cricetidae. The transcript is spliced from 15 exons. Bases 1183 to 3297 code for a protein of 704 amino acids. Gene Ontology annotation, molecular function: transmembrane transporter binding; 3',5'-cyclic-AMP phosphodiesterase activity; ATPase binding. Gene Ontology annotation, cellular component: cytosol; nucleus; perinuclear region of cytoplasm. Gene Ontology annotation, biological process: signal transduction; cAMP catabolic process; regulation of cardiac muscle cell contraction.